Pieris napi is the source of this 762-nucleotide messenger RNA. RefSeq lists its product as uncharacterized. The record is from RefSeq and is a predicted model, not a curated record. The transcript has 3 exons. Lineage: Eukaryota; Metazoa; Arthropoda; Insecta; Lepidoptera; Pieridae. The annotation marks the transcript as partial.
AUUAAAAAAAUAGAUGCAUGGGAUUCAAUAGCGAAAACACUAAAUGUGUAUGCGAAAGAGAUUGAAAGCAAGAUACAUACUCUUCGAUCGCAAUUCACUCGCGAGAGGAAGAAAUUUAAAUCUUCAAAAAAAACAGGAAGUGGCAGUGAAGAUCUUUUUAGCAGUAAAUGGUUUGCAUAUGAACCUUUGCUGUUUUUGAUAAAAGGUGAAACAACAACUGGAAAUAACGACACAAUGGAGAAUCAUGAGUCACUUCAUCGGUCGGACUUGGAAAACACUGCCGACCAAAAUGUGUUCACCCCUCCAGUACUACCAAAUGAAUGUACUCCAAAGAGCGCUAAACAAACCAGGAGGGAUGACAAUGUGCUCUCAGUUGUGAUGGGAAUACUGAAAACAACAGCCACUAAAUUGGACAAUUCGAUAGGUAUUCCUGAUACAACGAAAAGUUUCGCUUCCUUUAUAGGGGCUAAAAUGACUAGUUACUCUCCACAAACUAGGACUUUGGAGGAACAUGCAAUUUUUGAAAUAAUUACGAAAGCUGACAGGGGAUAUUACGAAUCGUGGCGUCAUCAAAAUAACCAUGCAUAUGGUUCAAACCAAGAUGAUUAUUUAUCCAGGGCAAGACAGAACUCGGGACCCUAUGGCUAUACUACGGCAAGAAAUGAAGAUACUACUGACUAUCCAACCAUCCAGCCGCCCUUGUCGGUCUCUUCACAAGAGUCUUACACGUCUUCUAUGGAUGACUUUAAUGAUUUAAUGUGA